Molecule: messenger RNA, 6982 nt
Organism: Serinus canaria (Common canary)
Lineage: Eukaryota; Metazoa; Chordata; Aves; Passeriformes; Fringillidae
Exons: 2
Coding region: 1091-2491 (466 amino acids)
Source: RefSeq, a predicted model, not a curated record
GCCAGUCGGCGGGAUAUCCAGAUAGCACCAGUGCAUGUUGCAGCUUUUCUGCUUUUUGCCCUGCUUUUGGCUUUCGCUCUUGCUUCUGCUUCGCUUCUGCUUUGCUUGCUCUUGCUUUUUUCCCCCCUUCUCAUUAGUUACUUUAGCUAAACAGUCCAAAUUCCUUUCUGGACUGUUCUCCCCACCCCGUUGGACCUGCUGACUGCUCCGGACUGGGAUUUAGAACACGGAGAGAGAGUUUACACCUUGUGACUGCAGCAGCUGCCUCAGCGCCGGAGAGACUGAUAACAGAGCAAACCCCCAGGAGAGACUUUCUGAAUUUGUCAUCUUUCUGAGAGCAGUGGAAGAGUGAUGUCAUCCGGUAUUGUUCAUUGUGUGUGCUGGGGGGUGCUGUGCUUGUCAAAUAAACAGGUUCUUUCCACCUCUCACCGAGGAAUUCUUCCCGAACUGGUUGGGGGGAGGGACUGUGUGGGUUUGCUUUUGGAGAAGCCCUUUUUGGGGAUUCUCUCCAAAAUUUGCCCUAAACCAGGACAAAUUUUGGCGCCCACCGUGGGGCUCGAGAGAGAGUGGAGAAACCCUGUUUUGAGUGCAUUUUGGUUACCAUUAGUCUGUUUCAGUAUAAAGCAGUUAAUAGACAUGCUUUUUGAAUUCAUGUCUAUUGGGGUGAAGGCUUGCAUGCAUUUCUGGUCCCUAAGGUUUUUUGAGAUCUUAAUACCUCUAUGGUCCCUUGGUUUGUUUUCUUAUCCAGAAAUAGCUCUUGUAUUGUCCCUAAUACGUAGCUUUUACAGCAGAGGGGCAGUGACCACAAUAGCUAUCCUGCUGGGCUUUGUGGUAAUAGCUUGUAAGAAGUUUAUAAACAUGCUGGGGUCUGCUCCAGGUGUGAAUGGUUCAUGGCUAUGGUUAUGCAUCCAGCUUGUUAGAGGAAGACCAGGGGGUGAGGCUUUUCAGCCUUUGCUUUCCUUCUUCUCCUCUGAAUCUUUUGCAUCACUAUUGGAGAACGUUCAGUUUCCCCUGAAUAUUAAAGAAACCAUCUUUCUGGUACUCAAUCUGGUAAGCUUGCUCAAUCUGGUAAGCCUGCUGCAUCUCUAGAAUGAGGGCUGAGAUUUCUAGACAGGUUGAUGAGAUCCCUGACUCAGGAAUAGACCCAGGUUUGGAAAAUCCUAAGUGGUGUGGGAAAUGGGAGAAUAUGGGCCAAAUCCUGAAGGAAUUCUCUGACCCUAUAGUCUGGGACUUUCCCCAUGAACAAAUUCAGAAUCCAGUUGAGGUGGGGAAAUAUCUGAAAGAGAAGUACCAGGAUGACCCUAAAGAGAAAAAGAUCAUUGCAGUGACCUGGGCCUUGGCAUAUGCUUAUCGCACGUUGCUAGAUACGGUUGGGCAGCAGACAGAGGCAGGGAGGCAGGGAGACAAAGCAGCCAAGCUAGAUAGUGAGCCUAAGCCAGCAGCUAAACCAAUGGCUGUUGCUACCAGCACUAGAAGUGGGAAAUGCACAGGCAAGACCAAUCGACCAGUGGAUGAUGAUGAUGAUGAUGAUGCAGGAGAAGGACCCUCAGCACCUCCUGAUGUAAAAUCAGAAGUCAAAGCAGCAGGUGCCAGAUCAGAAGCCAAUAUGGACUCCUUUUCCCUGAAGGACCUCCAUGGCCUAAGGAAGGAUUACACCCGGCGACCCGAUGAAUCCAUAAUUAGUUGCUUAGUCCGUCUCUGGGAUGCUGCAGGUGAGGCCACAAUUCUGGAUGGCACUGAAGCAAGGCAUUUGGGAUCCCUGUCACAUGAUCCUGUUAUCAACCAAGGAAUGAUGAGGGGGGUUAAUCCUCACAGCCUCUGGGCACGGGUCUUGGACAGUGUUGCACAAAGAUACCUGUGUGCAGAUGAUCUUUAUAUGCAGCAGACCCAGUGGAAGACCAUAGAGCAGGGGAUCCAACGCUUGAGAGAAAUGGCAGUGGCAGAGAUUAUCUUCUCAGAUGACGUAACAACUAGGAACCCAGACUUGGUAUCAUGCACAUCUGUGAUGUGGCGGAAACUUGUACGACUCGGGUCACAUGAAUAUGCUUCUGCCUUAGCCAUAAUGAAGCGAGAUGAGAGGGAUGAGACCGUGCUGGAUAUGACGAAGAAGUUCCGAGCAUAUGCAGACGCUGUGCGUGGCCCAACACAUGCCAGGAUCGCAGCAGUGGAAACACGUCUGCAAAAGUUAGAGGAUAAGAUAGAGGAGAAUCACAAGAAGCUCAGGGAGGAGAUUAAGGAAGAUCUUCUCCAAAUCUCAGCAGUACAGAUCAGAGGUCCUAGUGCCCAAUACAGACGUUCCCCAGAUGGAGAGAGAAGGUACACCCCACGAGCUGAGCUGUGGUUCUUCCUGCGUGAUAGUGGAGAGAACAUGAGGAGAUGGGAUGGGAAAUCUACUGCUGCCCCGGCACGACGGGUACGUGAAUUGAAGGAAGGCAGGACUCAGAGAGGGAGUUCCACCAAGAGGGAAGCAGCUCCAGUUGCCCGCAGCUGAACUACCAGAUACGAUGAUGAUAUGUCUGAUCCCCUUGAAGGAACAUCCAAGACAUAUGCCCAGAGAAAGAAGGAUGACCAGGCUUAGAGGGGCCCUGCCUCUAGCCAGGUAGAGGCUAGGGAAAACCGUGUUUUUUGGACUGUGUGGAUUCAUUGGCCUGGCACAUCUGAACCACAAGAAUACGAAGCUUUGGUUGACACUGGUGUGCAGUGCACAUUAAUCCCAUCAAGACAUGUGGGGACGGAGUCUGUUUCUAUUGCCUGUGCGACAGGGGGAUCCCAGGAUUUCACCUUGGUGGAAGCGGAUGUGAGCCUGACAGGAAAUGAGUGGAAGAAACACCCUAUUGUGAGUGGCCCGGAGGCCCCAUGUAUGUUGGGCAUAGAUUACCUUCGAAGUGGGUAUUUCAAGGACCCAAAAGGACUCAGGUGGGCAUUUGGCAUAGCAGCUGUAGUGACUGAGGGCAUCCAGCAAUUGAAUACUUUGCCUGGACUGUCCAAGAAUCCAUCUGCAGUAGGACUUCUGAAGGGAGAAGAACAACAGGUGCCAAUUUCCACUUCCACAGUGCAUCAACGGCAAUAUAGAACCACUCGAGAUGCUGUGAUCCCCAUCCAUAAGAUGAUCCGAGAGCUGGAGAGCCAAGGGGUGGUCACCAAGACCCACUCACCCUUCAACAGCUCCAUUUGGCCUGCAUGUAAAUCUGAGGGGGAAUAGAGAUUGAUGGUGGACUACCGUGCAUUGAAUGAAGUGACUCCACCAUUGAGCGCUGCCGUGCCAGACAUAGUAGAGCUCUAGUAUGAGCUAGAGUCCAAGGCAGCAAAGUGGUAUGCCACUAUUGACAUUGCCAAUGCAUUUUUCUCCAUUCCUCUGGCAGCAGAAUGCAGGCCUCAGUUUGCUUUCACCUGGAGGGGAGUGCAGUAUACCUGGAACCGACUGCCCCAAGAGUGGAAGCACAGUCCCACCAUCUGCCAUGGACUGAUCCAGACCGCACUGGAAAAGGGUGAGGCUCCAGAACACCUCCAGUAUAUUGAUGACAUCAUUGUGUGGGGGAACACAGCUGCAGAAGUGCUUGAGAAAGGGAAGAAAAUCAUCCAGAUCAUCCUGGGAGCUGGUUUCGCCAUUAAAAAGAGCAAAGUAAAGGGACCAGCUUGUGAGAUUCAGUUCCUAGAUGUGAAGUGGCAGGAUGGACGGCAUCAGAUCCCUACAGAUGUCAUUAACAAGAUCACAGCUAUGUCCCCACCGACCAAUAAGAAGGAAACACAAGCUUUCCUAGGUGCCAUAGGCUUUUGGAGAAUGCACAUUCCCAAGUACAGUCAGAUUGUGAGCCCUCUUUACCUGGUCACCCACAAGAAGAACAAUUUCCACUGGGGCCCUGAGCAACAACAAGCUUUUGCCCAGAUCAAGCAGGAGAUUGCUCAUGCAGUAGUCCUUGGUCUGGUCAGGACAGGACCAGAUGUGAAGAACAGGGUCUACUCUGCAGCCGCAAACCAUGGCUUGUCCUGGAGCCUUUGGCAGAAGGUGCCUGGGGAGACUCGGGGUCGGCCACUAGGAUUUUGGAGUCGAAGCUGCAGAGGCUCUGAAGCCAACUAUACUCCAACGGAGAAAGAAAUCUUGGCUGCCUAUGAAGGAGUCCAAGCUGCCUCAGAGAUGAUUGGCACGGAAGCACAACUCCUCCUGGCACCCCGACGGCCGGUGCUGGGGUGGACGUUCAAAAGCAAGGUUCCUUCCACUCAUCAUGCCACUGACACUACAUGGAGCAAGUGGAUUGCCCUUAUCACUCAGCGUGCCCGUAUAGGUAAACUGAAUCGCCCUGGGAUUUUGGAGGUGAUUACAACUUGGCCUGAAGGUGAGAAUUUCGGUGUCACAGAUGAAGAACCAGAACCAGUGACACGGGCUGAAGAGGCCCCUCCAUAUAACCAGCUGCCACCAGAGGAAACACGCUACGCUCUUUUCACGGACGGUUCCUGUCGCAUUGUAGGGAUGAACUGGAAGUGGAAAGCAGACGUAUGGAGCCCCACACGACAGGUCGCUCAAGCUACCGAAGGAGAAGGUGGAUCGAGCCAACUUGCUGAACUCAAAGCUGUUCAGCUGGCCCUUGAAAAUUGCUGAGAGAGAGAAAUGGCCAAGGCUCUACCUUUACACUGAUUCAUGGAUGGUAGCUAAUGCUCUGUGGGGAUGGCUGGAGAGGUGGAGAGAGGCCAAUUGGCAGCGUAGGGGAAAACCAAUUUGGGCUGCUGAUGAGUGGAAAGACAUCGCUGCUAGGGUAGGGAAGCUACCUGUGAAGGUCCGCCAUGUAGAUGCCCAUGUCCCCAAGAGUAGAGCCAAUGAGGAGCACCAACACAAUGAGCAAGUAGACCGGGCUGCAAAGAUAGGGGUGUCAAAGAUAGACCUAGAUUGGUAACACAAGAGAGAGUUAUUCCUAGCUCGGUGGGCCCAUGAUGCCUCAGGUCAUCAGGGCAGGGAUGCCACCUAUAAGUGGGCACGAGACCGAGGGGUGAAUCUAACCAUGGACAGUAUUUCUAAGGUUAUCCAUGACUGUGAGACGUGUGCUGCCAUCAAGCAGGCCAAGUGAGUGAAGCCCCUGUGGUACGGUGGGCGGUGGUUCAAGUACAGGUAUGGGGAGGCCUGGCAGAUCGACUACAUCACGCUGCCCCAGACACGCCAAGGCAAGCGCUACGUGCUGACCAUGGUAGAAGCCACCACUGGAUGGUUGGAAACCUACUCUGUGUCUCAUGCCACUGCCUGUAACACCAUCCUAAGCCUUGAAAAGCAGGUCCUUUGGAGGCAUGGUACCCCUGAGAGGAUUGAGUCAGACAAUGGGACUCAUUUCAAGAACAGCCUUAUCAAAACCUGGGCUAGGGAACAUGGCAUUGAGUGGGUGUACCAUAUCCCCUACCAUGCACCUGCUGCAGGGAAGAUAGAAAGGUACAACGGGCUACUAAAAACCCAACUGAAAGCCUUGGGUGGGGGAUCCUUCAAAAAAUGGGAGCAGCACUUAGCAAAGGCUACCUGGUUAGCUAACACUCGAGGUUCCACUAACCGAGCAGGUCCUGCCCAGUCUGAGUCCCUGAAUAUAAUAGAUGAAGUCCCAGUGGUACAUGUCAGAGGUUUAUUAGGGAGGACAGUGUGGAUCAAUUCUGCCUCGAGUACAGACAAACCCAUCCAUGGGGUUGUCUUUGCUCAGGGACCAGGAUGCACAUGGUGGGAGAUGCAGAGAGAUGGAACAACACGAUGUGUACCUCAGGGAGAUCUGAUUGUGGGGUGAGAAUGAAAUUGUUUGACGAUAUGGGGAUAAGGGGUGGAAUGUCCUAGGGUGACUGUUAUCCCCAUUUGCGUGUGUGUAAUUUAUGCUGGAUAUUAUGUUCUGUGCCUUUAAGACUGGCAGAGUGAGAGUUUUGUUUUCGGCCUCUUAUCAGCCACUCGGCGGGACAUCCAGAUAGCACCAGUGCAUGUUGCGGCUUUUCUGCUUUUUGCCUGCUUUUGGCUUUCGCUCUUGCUUCUGCUUCGCUUCUGCUUUGCUUGCUCUUGCUUUUUUCCCCCCUUCUCAUUAGUUACUGUCCUGGUUUGAAAGGAAGUGGUUUUUUUUUGGAGACAGUGGUUAGCCCAGUGGGGGCUCAGGUGUGAAUAUUGGCACCUGUUUGGACCAGAUGGUUCCGCCUCUGAGAACACAGGGUAUAAAGGUAGAACUCCCAGGAAGUGACGCUCUCUUGCUUGUCAGUCAGCAAAGGGAUCAGGUCAGUUCUCUCUCCCCCUCCGGCUGUAGGCCGGGUGGGGGAGGGGAAAAGGCCACGAGGCGCCGUGAGCUAGGCCGGAGGCCUUGGAUCUUGGAGAGAGAGAGAGAGAGACCGGGGGGGGAAGUGAAAGGAUGGAGGGGUGGAAGUAGUGAAAGCAGCGAGCAAAUUCCCCCGCCCCUCACCCCGCUUCCUAGAGAGAGAGAGAGAGAGAAGAGAGAAAAGAGAUAAGACGCACCUUGCAGCUCCUGGAAGUCGGCCAAGAGUGAGAAGAGAGUCCAGCACCUAGAGAUGAUUUUAACUUUUUUUUCCUUCACGAUGGAAACCUUCCAAACGUUGAUCCUCCCGGAGGACAGAGAUAAGAACAAGAAGAAAUGGACAAGUGAAAUGAGAGAGACUGCAGUUUUGGGGGGAAAGCAAUGGCUCGGAUCCAAGAAAGGCAGUGAAGAGUGGUGAUGGGCAGAGAUCAGGAAUGAGGAAGAUGAUCUCUCUCGUGAAGCCUUAGCCCCGGGGGAAAUGGGGGGGAUUUUGUUAUCCCAAAAUGGAGAGACUGUCGUUUUCUGGAACUGACCAAAGUAUCCUUAAAAAGAGAAACCCCAAAAGCAAUCUUCUGGUCCAUUUCCAUGGUGAGAGCAUGGAAUAUGGAAAGGGGUUAGUCAAGAAAUGGUACAAGGAGAAGACUCCUUCCUCUUUAAUAGAAUGUAUUGAUUGUUUGAAGAAGGAUAAUGGACUGAGAAUUAAAACCUGGGAGAUGGGGACUGAA